GGCUUGCUGGGAGUUCUGGACCGCUGGGGGGUGCCCGCGCUGCAGGCCUGGGUGGCACGCUGCCCGGCGAUCGACAUUCCGCCUUGCCCCGCGCGCCCGGCAUGCCCGCCGUGCCCUGGGGCGACCGUGGGCGCCACUGCGAGCUCGGUGGCCUUCGCCUGCCUGGCCGGAGGCCUUGCCGGGGCCGCGUUCGGCGCCCUGGGCGCGAUCGCGGCGCUGCGCCUUUGGGGGCCGCUCCGCUUCACCGCCGAGUCAGAGGGCAAGGUCGCGGCGCGGGCUGCGUGGGCCUGGGUGCUGCACAACGUGGCAGGCGCGCCGCUCUUCCACCAGAAGAGGGUGGCGUGGCAACUGGCGUUCACGGAUGACGUCGUCAUCGUCACGCCCGACGACAUGGUGUACGCGGAGAGGUUGUUGGCUGCGGGGCCGGACAUCGCCGCGGUGCGCUUCUCGGCGGCGAGGUGGCCGCCCCCUCCGGGGAUCGCUCCCGAGUCGACCUACAGGUUCGGGGGGGCGCCCUCGGCGGCUCGCGAGGCUGCCUGGCUCGCCGCGGCCCUCGCCGAGGCGGACGCCGAGUUCGCGCGGCGGCACCCUGGAGCUCUGCUGCCUGCGGGAGGGGCGCUCCUCCCGAUGAGCGGUGGGCUGCUGCCUGGGGCGGCCGCGCCCGCGGCGGCGGUGCCAGCCGCCGUGCCGGCGCCUGCGGGCUGGGCGUGGGUGGUGGCCGAGGACGUGGAGUCGUUCUGCUUCGGCGCGGCGGUGCAGGUCGGCCCGAUCUCUGGCAUCGUGCUGGCGGCGAGGGCCGGCAGGCCCGGCACCCUCACGCUGGGCGCUGGCGCGUCGGCGGUGGCUUUCAUCCUCGAGGACUGGAGGACCGACCCGCGGACGACGGCUUGCCUCCCUGGCAGCGUGGGCCCGCGCAGCUGGCUCUCCGCCACCGAGUCCGCGAGGGAGGUGGUGGAUCCACUCUUCGUGCUGCAGCCUCGCUCGGCCGCCUGGCGCGUGUCCUGGCUGCUGCGCGAUGGGGGGGCCCAUCCAGUAUCGCGAGAGUUGGAAGGCGCGGAAGCGGCUCUAUAUGGCGUCGCGGAGCACCACGCGCUGAGCACGGUGCUGGGGGACCUCGCGACGGUCGACGAGGUGAACGCGGCGAAUCUCGUGGGCGUCGAGAGGCCCCUGCGGAGGAUGCAGCUCAUCGAGCAUUUCUGGGGGGGGAAGCAGCGCGAGCAGGAUGCAUCGCUGCAGAAGUUGCCGCAGGAGGAGGUCAGCGCCUUCAUGGGCGGGACAGGUCCCUCCAGCCGCUCGAGCAGCAUGGUCUGCCCUGCGCUUCUCGACGCGGUUGGCAAGGAGCUCGAGCGCGCCAGUCAGCUCAAGAAGAAUGUUCGGAAGCUUCGAGAAGAAGCGAAGGCCGCCCCCGGGGCCAAAGCCGGAGCGGUGGAGUCGCUCAGCGAUCUCAGCGGCGCCGGGGGGGCGGGGGCUGGCUGCUCGCUGCCGCUUGGCGACGCGACGCUGGCGCAGCAGCGCUGCCUGGCGCGCAUCGCGGGCGCCGUCUCUCAGCUGGGCCCCCUGCCGGGCGACCUCCAGCCUUUGGCAGCCCUGCAGGAGCUCCGGGCUGCUGCGUCCUACGACGGCAUGCUGUCGACCAGGGCGGAGGCGAUGGACGUCUCCCGGCUCUCGUUACCGCUUCCAGGUAACUGUCCUGUCUCGCUGGAGCGGCUCCUGGAGUCCGAGGUCUCUGAUACCGUCUAUCGUGAUAUCUCGGAUAAGGUCUUGCCAAAAACCGAAACUUCGCAGUUGAAGUGGGGCGUUGGCUCCAGGAAGCCCUACAUGGAUCCGAUUGUUCGGGGCCGUCGCCAGUGCGCCACGCCGGUGCUUCGGUUGCUGGAGGCCGGCGUGAUCGACCUCGUCGGCGACCCCGGCGAGGUGGUGGAUGAGGCGGGUCUCUUCAGCGCGCCCAGGAAGAGUGGGCGGCAGCGGCUCGUCGUGGACGCGCGGCCCGCCAACUUCUGGUUCAGCGACCCAGCGGACGUGCGCCUGGCCACGGGUUCGGCGCAGGCGGCGAUCGAGCUGCCCGAUGGCGCGAGCCCGUGGGCGGCCUCUGCAGACAUCGCGGACGCCUCCUACAACAUAGAGCUUCCGCACGUUUGGCGGCCUUACUUCGCGCCCCCGCCGAUAGACGCGCGGUGGCUGGGGCGAGAGGCCGACCACGGGCAGGAGCAGCCUCGGCUGCUGCGGCCGCGUCUUGCGGUGUUGCCCAUGGGAUGGGCCCGCGCGCUGGCCGUCUGUCAGCGGGUGUCGGAGUCGGCUGCUGAUCGGGCGGGGUUGGCGGCUGCGACGAGGGUGGUGGGCCGCCAGGUCUGCCCAGGCAUGGCUGGCGGUGCCCACCUCGAGUACGUCGACAACUUCGCCUCGCUCUCGCUGGAUCGUGACACCACCGAGCAGAUGAAGAACGACAUGGUCGCGACGCCGCGCGAGAGCGGGCCCCCCGUUCACGAGGAGGAGAGCGCGGCCUUGCACGCGCAGCUGCUGGGCUGGGUCAUCGACGGCGAGCGCGGGUCAGCGUCUCCGACCCCGCGCAGGGCGCGGCGCCUGAUCCUCGCCACGCGGGCCCUCUUGGAUAUGCCGAAGGUCUCGGCGCAGCAGGUGAGGCAGGUGGUCGGGCACUACGCUUUCGUCUUGAUGGUCAUGGGGCCGCUGCUGUCCAUCUUCUCUGGCCGGGGCGAGUCGCGCGCGCGGACGCCUGCCCCUCGGGAGCAGCUCGCGAUGCCCCCGGGGCCCAACGAGAGCCUCAUCGGCACCGAGUCGCCGUCGAGGCCGAACGACCUCGGUAGCUCGCAGGCCCCCGCGAAGCCCUUGGACAUCGCGAAGUCCGACAGCUCGAUCGACGCGAAUCGGAAACCUCGUCGCCCUGAUGUCUUCAAAAUUCCAGCGACGGACCACUUGCAGACUACUGGCUUCGAGCCUCUGGAGGGCAGCUCCUCGCUGCCGAGGAUGGCCCGCAUCUGCCGCCAGUGGCCCGCCCUCGCCGUUGCGGGCGGCAUCAGCGCGGCGCUGCGCUGGACGCCGUCGGAGGCGAACCCAGCGGACCUGCCGUCGCGCUGGCCCCUUCGCACAGGGGCGCGGCUCCAGUGGGGCGCAGUCGCCAGUCUGGCCGCCGCCCAGGAGCCCUGCCCUCCCGGCGGCGAGGGCGCGGGGCGCCACCCCGCCGCCUCGGCCGCCGGCGGCGGCCCCCACCUCGGCGAGGCCGACGCGGAGUUGCCGCGGGCGCCCGCGGCCGCCUCCCUGCGCGCUUCUGCGGGCCACGUGCUGAGAGCCCUCUCGGGGAAGGUCGCCACGAGGACGAAAAACAUGCACCUGUGGGAAGAGUUCACGUCGUGGCUGGCGACCGCGUCGUUUGCGCCGAGCACCGAGACGGCCGACGACCUGCUGGCGCAGCGGAGGGACCAGCAGCAUGCCCAAGGCUGGCACCCCGAGCGGGGCGCGCACAUGCUGGCGGCGCUGAAGCCCAUGAUGCCGCAGUUCGUUCGCGGGGGGCUGGGGCUGCCGAAGGCGCUGCAGGUCGUCGCCCUCGUCGCAGCGCGGCUGAUCGACGUGGGCCAGGCGCUCGCGGCGAUCCACGCGCGGGUGGUCUUCGCGGGCUACCAGGUAGCCCGCGAAG
Prorocentrum cordatum is the source of this 3649-nucleotide messenger RNA. The record is from the annotation of a GenBank genome assembly. Lineage: Eukaryota; Dinophyceae; Prorocentrales; Prorocentraceae.